Molecule: messenger RNA, 471 nt
Organism: Cylindrotheca closterium
Lineage: Eukaryota; Bacillariophyta; Bacillariophyceae; Bacillariales; Bacillariaceae
Source: the annotation of a GenBank genome assembly
AUGUCAACCGCUGCUGCUUUUACAAACAGCGAAGAGACAAUUCGCAAAGUACUCGAGACGAGCCAAACCAUUGCCCUAGUUGGAGCCUCGGCAAAACCCGAACGGCCCGCUCAUCAUGUCAUGCAGUUCUUGUUGGAUAAGGGAUACAAUGUCAUUCCAGUUAACCCAGGAAUGGAAGGCAAGGAAUUGCUGGGGCAAAAGGUCUAUGCCAAUCUCUCUAGUAUCAACGAAGAUAAUCACAGUGUGGAUAUGGUGGAUAUCUUUCGGAAUGCGGCUGCCUGCCCUGGGAUUGUGGACGAAGCCAUUGCGAUUGGGGCCAAGACUGUGUGGAUGCAAAUGGGAGUGAUCAGUCAAGAGGCAGCAACAAAAGCACAAGAAGCGGGUUUGGAGGUUGUCAUGGAUCGGUGCCCCAAGGUGGAGAUUCCGAGAUUGGGACUUAGUGGUCCAUCACCACCCGAGUCGUCUCUCUGA